UUGAAUUUGGUGGUGGUGAUUCCGGACGUGAUUUUAGGCAGAUUAUUAGUUUUCAUUGAGAUUUUUCAUUUUUCAAAAUUACUCGGGCUGUCAGACUCUAAAUUUCAAUUAAAAUUUUUCAAUUAUAAAUUCCCACAUUUUUUUAUUUUUAUGACUGUGUAAAUUAACUUUAUUGUCAGUAUGGCUUACAUGGGACACAACUAUGGGUCGACAGACCAGCGGACGGUCCCGGACGUUGGUUUCAGUCCUACAGAAUUGUACAAUUUGAGUGAAAAUAUAACGAGUCAUAUUUAUGCGAUAAAUGCGAGCUGGAAGGAUAUGGAGCGAGCUGCUAAACACAUUGGCACCAAGAGAGACACCAGAGGCUUACGCGAACAAGUACAAGCGACACAGAGAACGACGAACAAUAUUGUCACCCAAACGAGUCGGGACAUCGCGAGGAUUGCGGUGCUGAUGAAAAGAGGCGACAAAGAACAGAAACUGCAAAUUGAGAAACUGACGACUGACUUCAAAGACGCUCUGAGGAGAUAUUCGGAUAUGCAACAGACCGUUUUACAAUUAAUGAAAAGGCAUGUAUUACAAGAUGUUGAUUUUGAUAAUUACAAUUUCGAAAGUGAUGAAGAUAUAGGGGAGCAAAAAGAAUGGGCUCUGCAAGAUUCAUUACAACGUCAUGAACAAAGAGUUUUAGAAUUUGAACGGGGAAUGUUAUUAGAACGUGAAGAUUUGCUAAAUAAAUUAGAAGGUGAUAUACUAGAUGUUAAUCAAAUAAUGCGAGAAUUAGGUGCUUUAGUUAAUCAACAAGGAGGUUCAAUUGAUACAAUAGAAAACAGUAUAGAAAAUGUCUACGGAAAUGUCGGACUCGGUGCCCAAGAAUUAUCUCGAGCAAGUGGUUAUCAAAAUAAAUAUCGUAAAAAACUACUUUUCAUACUUUUACUAGCUCUAGUUAUUGUUAUUAUUUUAAUUGUCGUUCUAGUCACAAAAUAUAGUUAGCAAAUUUUAAUCAGUUAUUAUAAUACUACUAUUAACUUUUAUAUCAUUACUAUUAUUAUUUAUAAAAAUGAUAAUUAACAACAACUCUUAUACUAAAAAAAUAUAUACAAUUAACUACGUAAUUUUUUAAAGACUAUAAUAAUUAUAUGUAAUUUUAAGGCCUUGGUAAAAAUAAUUGUAUAAAUUUCAUUAGAUUUUUUUUUCUUUUCUGUACAAAACUAAAAAUACGUUAAUUUACUCCGUCAU
Molecule: messenger RNA, 1236 nt
Organism: Microplitis mediator
Lineage: Eukaryota; Metazoa; Arthropoda; Insecta; Hymenoptera; Braconidae
Gene: Syx13
Product: syntaxin-7
Exons: 6
Coding region: 181-990 (269 amino acids)
Biological process (GO): vesicle fusion; vesicle-mediated transport; intracellular protein transport
Cellular component (GO): endomembrane system; SNARE complex; membrane
Molecular function (GO): SNAP receptor activity; SNARE binding
Source: RefSeq, a predicted model, not a curated record